Microtus ochrogaster (prairie vole) is the source of this 809-nucleotide messenger RNA. It is a transcript of the gene Ccdc107, whose product is annotated as coiled-coil domain containing 107. The record is from RefSeq and is a predicted model, not a curated record. NCBI's taxonomy places the organism in Eukaryota, Metazoa, Chordata, Mammalia, Rodentia, Cricetidae.
CUUCGGCGGGACGCCAACGCUGGAACGCGGGGAUUCUGGCGCACCUCAGCGGUGAGCCAGGCAUGGCGGGCCCGGGCCCCGUGUCGAGUGUGCUGGGGCUGCUGCUUGUGUCUGCGCUGUUUGGGGUCCUGGGAGAGCGCCCCAGCCCCGAUCUGGGGGCACACCCAGAACACCGCUCCCAGGUCGGUCCUGGGGCCACCGAACCCCGGCGGCGGCCGCCACCCAAGGACCAGCGCGAGCGGGCCCGGGCCGGAGCGCUGCCUUUGGGGGCGCUGUACACCGCUGCCAUCGUGGCUUUUGUGCUGUACAAGUGUUUACAGCAGGGCACGGAUGAGGCUGCCAUUCUCCAAGAGGAAAAAAACAAGAAGAAAUCCUUGCAGGCAGAGCAACAGCUGGUGCAGUUGACACAACAGCUGGCCCAGACAGAACAGCAUCUCAACAACCUCAUGACCCAGCUGGACCCCCUUUUUGAGCGGGUGACUACGCUGGUUGGAACCCAGCGGGAACUCCUCAGCGUGAAGCUCAAGACCGUCCACCAGCUCCUCCAAGACCGCAAGCCUGACACGGGUGUACAAGUUCCAGAGGCCAGCAUACCCUUUCCUGAGGACUUGGGGAAAGAGGACCAACAAGAAGCUGGGAACAGUCAGACCUGCAAGGGGCCCACAAACUGGAACCCAGAUUCAUGGAACCUAGCUCCUUCCUGGGAGGUGGAGCAGGGACUGAGACGAAGAUGGCGCAAGACUGUCACAAAGGACCCAGCAAUGAAGGGGGGGCAGCCACUGAAGGGUCAGUAAAACCCAGUCCCCUGG